Molecule: messenger RNA, 1374 nt
Organism: Dreissena polymorpha
Lineage: Eukaryota; Metazoa; Mollusca; Bivalvia; Myida; Dreissenidae
Product: carbonyl reductase [NADPH] 3-like
Exons: 8
Coding region: 1-849 (282 amino acids)
Molecular function (GO): carbonyl reductase (NADPH) activity
Source: RefSeq, a predicted model, not a curated record
AUGUCGGCGGCAUGGGUGUGCUCUGUCACUGACUUCACUACGGUGACGGGGUCGAACAAAGGUAUAGGGUACGCGAUUGUUCGGGGACUCUGUAAACAGUUUCCAGGGGACGUCAUAUUAACAGCGCGCAGUGAGGAAAAUGGUAGAGAAUCGGUCAAGAAACUGAAUGAAGAAGGGCUUAAACCAUUGUUUCACCAACUAGACAUCACAGAUGACGCCAGCGUUCGGCGCAUGCGCGACUUUCUGCAGAUGAACUACGGUGGCCUGGAUGUUCUCGUGAAUAAUGCAGCCAUAGCUUACAAGAUGGCCGCCAAAGAACCGUUUUCUAAACAGGUUGAGGUGACCAUGGCAACCAAUUUCUGUGGAACGUUAAACGUAUGCAGGGUUCUGUUUCCAUUACUUAGGCCUCAUGCUAGAGUCGUGCAUUUGUCCAGCAGGUCGGGGUCAUUUACCGCGGCGAGAUGCAGCAAGGCACUACAGACGCGCUUUCUGGAUCCGGAACUGAGCAUGCUCAAAAUCGAACAACUCAUGAACGAAUUUGUCGAAUCCGCAAAAGCUGACAUACACAAGACUAAUGGCUGGCACGAUUCGGCCUACGGCACAACCAAGAUAGGGGUCACACUGAUGACCUAUGUCCAGCAACGAGAGUUCAGCGCCGACAGUCGGCCGGAUAUUGUGGUCAAUUCGUGUUGCCCAGGCUUUGUUGUAACAGAUUUGACCAGUCAGAGAGGAACGAAGACCAUCGACGAAGGCGCGGAUACGCCCCUGUACCUCGCCAUGCUGCCAGCGAACACAACCUCUCCGAAGGGCCAGUUCGUCUGUGAGCGGGAAAUCAAAACCAUGCUUUAAGUGGGGAACAUUCAGGGGAAAAAGCAGAUAACUUUACUCUGUUCGCUUUUCUCACCUGGUUUCGAAUGUGCGACCCUUGGCUGAUCCAAUGAGGAUUUUUUAAACAAAAUCUUUGACAAUUUACCAGUGAAGACUUAAGUUGCAAAUAUUAAGUCACGCAUGUAAAUAUAAGCGUGAAAUAAAAGCUUACGGUAGCAUUUUCAAGGCACUCGCGAAGUGGCAUUUUCAAGGCAUUCGCGUGGUAGCAUUUUCAGAGCACUCGCGUGGUAGUAUUUUCAAGGCAUUCGCAUUGUAACAUUUACAUAGACAGCGAAAAUAAUGAUUUGUUAAAUUUGAAUUUUUGUUUCAAAUAAACGAAUUAAAUUAACUGUGUAUUUAAAAAAGAAUAUUUAUACAAGCUCUACAAAUUUCGCAUUUUUGCUCGAAUGUAAACACUUAUAAACGUUUUCUGCAGGGAUAUACAUACUGUUUAAUGGAUAUUUUAUAACAUUGCAAUUUGACCUGUCUGCAUCUGAGUCGCCCAUA